This is a messenger RNA of Aspergillus wentii DTO 134E9, 1317 nucleotides long. RefSeq names its product NAD(P)/FAD-dependent oxidoreductase. The transcript is spliced from 2 exons. NCBI's taxonomy places the organism in Eukaryota, Fungi, Ascomycota, Eurotiomycetes, Eurotiales, Aspergillaceae. Gene Ontology annotation, molecular function: saccharopine oxidase activity; sarcosine oxidase activity; flavin adenine dinucleotide binding. The record is from RefSeq and is a predicted model, not a curated record. Bases 1 to 1317 code for a protein of 438 amino acids.
AUGGCCAUCACAAAAUCAUCCCCCCUUCUCAUCGUCGGUGCCGGCACCUGGGGCUCGUCCACUGCCCUCCAUCUGGCUCGCAGGGGAUACACAAAUGUCACCGUCCUGGAUCCCUACCCAGUGCCGUCGGCCAUUUCGGCCGGCAACGACAUCAACAAAGUCAUCUCGUCAGGCCAAUACUCCACCAACAAAGAUGAAAUCGAAGUCAACGAACUCCUCGGCCAGCAGGCCAUGCACGGCUGGAAGAACGACCCUCUCUUCAAACCCUACUACCACGACACCGGUCUGCUCAUGUCCGCCUGCACACCAGAAGGCCUGGGCCGACUCGGUGUUCGCGUGAGGCCAGACAGCGACCCCAAUAUCGUCGAGCUGACACAGCCAGAGGAAUUCCGCAAACUCGCAGCGCCUGGUGUUCUGCAGGGCGAUUUUCCGGGCUGGAAGGGCUAUUUCCAUCGCUCGGGGGCUGGGUGGGCGCCUGCGCGUCUUGCCCUCGUGGCUGCUGCGAGGGAAGCGCAGAGAUUGGGCGUCAAGUUCGUGACGGGAUCCCCGCAGGGAAAGGUCAUCACGCUCAUCUUCGAGAACAACGACGUCAAGGGCGCCGUGACAGCUGACGGCAAGAUCUGGCGAGCAGAUCAGACUUUCCUCUGCGCUGGGGCUAGUGCAGGCCAAUUCCUAGAUUUCAAGCAACAGCUGCGCCCGACGGCGUGGACACUCGUGCAUAUCGCGUUGAAGCCAGAAGAACGGGCUCUAUACAAGAACAUUCCCGUCAUCUUCAACAUCGAAAAGGGAUUCUUCUUCGAGCCGGACGAAGAGCGCGGCGAGAUCAAAAUCUGCGACGAGCAUCCCGGAUACACCAACAUGGUUCAAGACGCCGACGGCACAUGUCGAAGCAUUCCAUUUGAAAAGACACAAGUCCCCGCGGAAUCAGAAGCAAGAGUGAGAGCGCUUCUCGCGGAGACAAUGCCUCAGUUCGCGGAUCGGCCGUUCAGCUUUGCGAGAAUCUGCUGGUGCGCGGAUACUGCCAAUCGCGAAUUCAUCAUCGAUCGCCAUCCCCAUCACCCUUCUCUUAUUCUGGGCUGCGGUGCUUCUGGACGAGGCUUCAAAUACCUCCCAUCAAUUGGAAAUCUUAUCGUCGACGCAAUGGAAGACAAGGUCCCAUCUAGAAUCCACGAAAUCAUCAAAUGGGAUCCAGAAAGUGCUGCCAAUAGAAACUGGAGAGAUACUCUGGGUCGAUUUGGUGGGCCGAAUAAGGUGAUGGAUUUCCACGAUGUCAAGGAAUGGACGAAUGUUAAGCAUAGAGAUAUUUCGAAGCUUUGA